GCUAGACAAUUAAAGAUGAGAUGCAAUUCAUAACACGUACUUCGAUCGUACGAAGACGUUUGAUAGUUUUAUUAUAACGAGUCUAUGAUUGAUAUGGAAUCGAUGUUUGUUUCCAGGUCUUACAAUGAUGUGUUGUACUAUUAUAUGAAAUCAGAAAAAGCGGAUCUGAAAGGCUUUGAAAAAAACCCUUACAGAAGUCGAGAUGGGGUCCUACCAGUCGAAUUUGUACCAAAAAAAACAAAAUUAAUAGGCGCUUUUCUAGAAGCUGGUAAAACACUCGGACAUCCGACAGUAGAUUAUAAUGCUCCUAACGGCUUUGGUUUUGGCAAAGUACAAGUAACGAUGAGCAAAGGGCAUCGACAAAGCGCUGCCAAAGUAUUCUUACACUCCCACAAGAAGAGAAAAAACUUACACAUCUUGCCUGAAGCAAGUGCUACGAAGAUUUUGAUAGAUCAACAAACGAAUGCUGCUUACGGUGUUGAAUAUGUACGUAAUAGAGUGAAGUACACAGCAAGAGCGCGGAAGGAAGUUAUAUUGUCAGCAGGACCAAUAGCAUCACCUCAACUACUCAUGUUGUCGGGAAUAGGGCCUAAAGCACAUUUGUAUUCGUUAGGCAUACCUGUUUUAAAAGACCUUCCCGUAGGCCGCACACUUUAUGAUCACAUCUGUUUUCCCGGAUUGAUUUUUAAAGUAAACCAAACAGGUAUAAGUUUCACGGAAGAAAGAGCAGUAACACUGACAACUAUUGCGGACUGGCUGCGAGAUGGCGACAGUUUGGUUUCGUCACCCGGAGGAGUGGAAGGUAUUGGAUAUAUUAAAACCCCAGUGUCAGAUGAUCCUGAACUGGUUCCCGAUAUCGAGCUGAUCAGUAUCGGUGGGUCUAUCGUUUCUGAUGGAGGCCCUAAGGGUAGCAAAGCUGUCCGUAAAGGUAUGAGAAUUUCUGAAACAGUGUUCAACGAAGCUUAUGGAGACAUUGACAACACAGACACAUGGAGCGCCUUCCCAAUGUUGCUUCAUCCGAAGUCUGUGGGAUAUUUGGAGUUAAAGGACAACAAUCCAUUUAGUUAUCCACGAAUGUAUGGAAACUAUUUGACUGACCCGAGAGACAUGGCUACAUUUAUAGCUGCAAUUAGACAUAUACAGGCAUUGGCAGCUACGGCACCGUUCCAGAAGUACGGUUUGCAAGUGCACCCUGCUCGGUUUCCCAGUUGUCGUGGUGUUGUAUUCGACUCCGAUGAGUAUUGGGAGUGUGCUGUGCGUACAUUAACCGCUACGCUUCACCAUCAGAUAGCUACAUGUCGUAUGGGGCCCGUGGGUGACCCGCUUGCAGUAGUAGACCCAGAACUACGCGUCCAUGGGGUAUACCGCCUGCGUGUAGUGGACUCCAGCGUUAUUCCACGCACUGUGUCCGCACACACAAAUGCGCCUGCCAUUAUGAUCGGAGAAAAAGCGGCCGACAUGAUAAAAUACGCUUGGGGACUGCAGUAAGAAAAGAUUCAAGACUGAUUUAGUAAACAUAAAGGGAACUUGUAAGACUAUUGAGAUUAUUUAACAAUGAGACGAAAGGUAUAAUCAAUAGCUUUAGUGAUGGCAUUUAAAUAAAAUAUGUACAAACAUAUUGAAUAGAAUUAAAAAUUAAA
Molecule: messenger RNA, 1640 nt
Organism: Pectinophora gossypiella (pink bollworm)
Lineage: Eukaryota; Metazoa; Arthropoda; Insecta; Lepidoptera; Gelechiidae
Product: glucose dehydrogenase [FAD, quinone]-like
Exons: 2
Coding region: 85-1488 (467 amino acids)
Molecular function (GO): oxidoreductase activity, acting on CH-OH group of donors; flavin adenine dinucleotide binding
Source: RefSeq, a predicted model, not a curated record